AUGGAAUGCCAGGAAUGCCAGGAAUGCCAGGCCCCGCCAGAAGAUGCAGGCAUGCGCGAGGUCCGAACCCUCAUCCACUCCCUCAAACACUCCCCCUCCAGAGAAGGCUUCGUUACUCUGUGUCAAGACGGCGUCCUACGCAACUUCAGCUCGUCCGGGGAAGUCGUCGAUUACAAGGUCUUAAAUCCAGAACAGAUAUCGAGCGCGGUCAGACUGUUUACGUUGAAUGAGCUGCUGGCCGAUCAAAAAGAUCACUUGGAGAAGGCUUUCAAGGGAGUGGAUGGACGGGAUGUUCCCGAGGAGAAGCUGAUGAAGCCAGAUCUGGAGAUUAUUCCGGAGGAAUUGAGGAAGGGAAGUGCAUGA
This is a messenger RNA of Aspergillus thermomutatus, 363 nucleotides long. RefSeq lists its product as uncharacterized. The record is from RefSeq and is a predicted model, not a curated record. The transcript has 2 exons. Bases 1 to 363 code for a protein of 120 amino acids. NCBI's taxonomy places the organism in Eukaryota, Fungi, Ascomycota, Eurotiomycetes, Eurotiales, Aspergillaceae.